Molecule: messenger RNA, 1166 nt
Organism: Trichomycterus rosablanca
Lineage: Eukaryota; Metazoa; Chordata; Actinopteri; Siluriformes; Trichomycteridae
Gene: txnl1
Product: thioredoxin-like 1
Exons: 8
Coding region: 111-980 (289 amino acids)
Cellular component (GO): cytosol
Molecular function (GO): protein-disulfide reductase activity
Source: RefSeq, a predicted model, not a curated record
CACGGGAAGACGGUAGAGUGUACGGUUGGUGAGACUAGGGCUGAUCAGUAUUGUGUAGCUGUGUCACUUUGUCACUUCUGUUUAUUCAUCGAUUUGACACAUUUGUUAAAAUGGUCGGGGUGAAAGUAAUCGGCAGUGAUUCGGAGUUCCAGCCUGAACUGAGCGGUGCCGGAUCCAGACUGGCCGUAGUUAAGUUCACAAUGGCGGGGUGUCGACCAUGUGUCGGAAUAGCUCCAGCUUUCAACACGCUCAGCAACAAGUAUCCACAGGUUGUUUUCCUUGAAGUCGAUGUCCAUGUUUGUCAGGGUACAGCAGCAGCCAACAACAUCUCUGCCACGCCGACAUUCCUGUUUUUCCGAAACAAAGUACGAGUGGAUCAGUAUCAGGGAGCCAACGCAGCAGGUCUUGAGGACAAAAUCAAACAGCACGUGGAGAAUGAUCCAGGAAGCAACGAGGACUCUGACAUUCCUAAAGGAUAUAUGGAUCUUAUGCCGUUUGUGCAUAAAGCCGGGUGCGAGUGUCUUAACGAGAGCGAUGACUGCGGUUUCAACAACUGUUUAAUCAAGGACUCAUCCUACCUGGAGUCAGACUGCGACGAACAGCUGCUCAUCACAAUUGCCUUCUCUCAGCCUGUAAAGCUUUUCUCUAUGAAGCUUCUGUCUUCAGAUUUGGCUCAGGCACCAAAGUGUGUAAAGAUCUUCAUUAACCUGCCUCACUCUAUGGACUUCGACGACGCCGAGAGGAGCGAAGCAACACAAACCCUGGAGCUUUCAGAGGAAGACUGCAAAGACGACGGCCUCGUCUCGCUCAGAUACGUCAAAUUUCAGAACGUCAACAGUGUCACUCUCUUCAUCAAGUCAAACCAAGGCGACGAGGAAACGACGAAGGUGAACUACCUGACGUUUAUAGGAACCCCAGUGCAGGCCACCAACAUGAACGACUUCAAACGGGUUGUAGGAAAGAAGGGGGAGAGCCACUGAGUCAAAAAUAACUGGACGAUCCCACACAAAUACACACACAAGUGCGCUGGAACUGUUCCAUAGCUCUCAUCGGAGAGAGUGAAAAAUAAUGGUAACGAAAGAGGGAUAAAUAACAAUCUGUACAUUUUUAUCUACUUAUACAUCCAAAACGAACCUGUAAAUAAAGUGAAUCCUUUUUCAAAGGCA